Messenger RNA from Papaver somniferum (opium poppy), 834 nucleotides. RefSeq lists its product as uncharacterized. Gene Ontology annotation, cellular component: mitochondrial matrix. NCBI's taxonomy places the organism in Eukaryota, Viridiplantae, Streptophyta, Magnoliopsida, Ranunculales, Papaveraceae. The transcript has 4 exons. The record is from RefSeq and is a predicted model, not a curated record. Bases 1 to 834 code for a protein of 277 amino acids.
AUGGCGAGAAUCAUCCAGAAAGCGAUAUCCCGGUGUUACUGGCGUAUUCGAGGAGGACUGCUCGUAGAAAUUAACAGCAGAAGUACCAAUAUCAGCCAUAGUAGUAGCAGUUUAAUUUAUCAAAUUCGGACUCCAACUCGUGACUUCUCUUCUUCUUCUACCGGUAAGAAAGGACCGUCUGGAUCUGAUAAAAUCACAGGUACCGGUGAGGAAGCUGCUGAACAUCUUCUUAAAAAGGUUGUGGAGACACCAAGUGAGUUUCCUUUCAAAAUUGAAGAUAAACCAUGGGAGCAAACCAUAACAUUGAUUGGAGACUACGGCGGUGAUGAGAUCAAAGUCAUAGUUCACAUGACUACAGAUCAUUCCUCUACUAUCGAGGAAACCGGUGAUGACCAGAAUCAUGUCCAAAACAAGGAUAGCGCUAGUGAUCCACAGUCCAGCAUUCGCUUAGUUGUAACUCAAACGAAUUUUCUCGGGACUACUUUGGAGUACGGUGUCAUUGCUUAUCCAGAUGACUUUUCGAUAGACAGUUUCUAUGUCAAGUAUGCAAGGAUUCCAGAAGAAAAUAUCUAUUACAGAGGACCUGACUACGCGAAAUUGGAUAACAACUUGCGGAGAGAAUUUCAUAGACGUUUGAAGAUCAGAGGAAUCAUACCCAGUACCACCAGAUUCUUACAUGAGUACAUGGCUAACAGAGACAUCUUCUCAUCAGAUUCAUCCAACUCUCCUACCCCUACUCCUACUCGUGAUGAGUCUACUCCUGAAUCUGUAGAAACAACAGUGUUUAAUGAUGAAGGAUUUCCUGUCGACCCUGACAUAGGUAAUACUGUUUGA